This is a messenger RNA of Cicer arietinum (chickpea), 1609 nucleotides long. RefSeq lists its product as uncharacterized. Lineage: Eukaryota; Viridiplantae; Streptophyta; Magnoliopsida; Fabales; Fabaceae. The record is from RefSeq and is a predicted model, not a curated record. Gene Ontology annotation, cellular component: U2-type spliceosomal complex; post-mRNA release spliceosomal complex. Gene Ontology annotation, biological process: mRNA splicing, via spliceosome.
CACUCAUCACAUAAUAAUCAACGUAUUCCGACCGAAAAGGAAGAACCAGCGAAACCCCUUAACCACGAUUUUCUCUUAAUUCCAUCGUAUAAAGCUUUCCAAAUCAGGGGCGAUCUUCUUCGAUCAACCUUCUAAUUCACGCGUACUGUGAAAAUAAAGAGUAAUCAAAUUUUGAAGAACGACAGAUCAAAAUGUCCUCCCUUGCAGCUGCUAGAGCGGACAACUUUUACUAUCCUCCAGAAUGGGAUCCAAGUCAGGGUUCUCUGAACAAGUUUCAUGGUCAACAUGCCUUGAGAGAGAGAGCAAGGAAGAUAGAUCAGGGUAUCUUGAUCAUAAGGUUUGAGAUGCCUUUUAAUAUAUGGUGUGGAGGAUGCAAUUCUAUGAUUGCAAAGGGGGUUCGGUUCAAUGCAGAGAAAAAGCAAGUUGGGAAUUACUACUCCACAAAGAUAUGGAGCUUUACCAUGAAGGCUGCAUGCUGUAAACAAGAGAUCGUCAUCCAGACUGAUCCAAAGAACUGUUUGUAUGAAAUCAUCAGUGGGGCUCAGAAAAAAACUGAGGAUUUUGAUGUUGAGGAUGCAGAAACUUUUGAAUUACCUGCUGAUGAAGAGAGGGGGAAACUUGCUGAUCCAUUUUACCGCCUUGAACACCAGGAAGAAGAUUUGAAGAAAAAGAAAGAAGCUGAACCAGUGCUUGUGCGUCUCCAGAGAAUGUCUGAUGCCAGACAUUCAGAUGACUAUGCCCUAAAUAAGAGUCUCCGUGCCAAACUUAGAAAUCAAAAGAAAAGAGUUGCUGAAGAAGAAGCUGCUUCCAGGAAAAGAGGCCUUGGGAUUCGAUUGCUUCCAGCUUCAGAACAAGAUGCUGCUGCAGCAGCAAAAGUGAAGUUUUCAAAUAAGUUUGACAAAAAUAGGAAGGACAAGCGGGCAUUGAUCAAUGCUGCUUCCAUAUUCCCAGGAUUGCCAGACUCAUCCAUGUCUGGCAAGAGAAGGCUAGAGCUAGAGUCUAAAAGAAGAAAAAUUUCUGCAUGCCAAGCAUCUAGCCUUUUGGCUGGGGGAUAUAAGCCGUCAUCGUGGUCACAAAGUGCUGUUUUGUCAAGCAGGCAAAAGGGAUCUUCAAUCAAUGCUAGACACUAGAAAGCUGAAAAAUGUCAUCAGAGUUGGUCAGUCAUCGAUGAUUUUGGCUUGUCACACUUGACUUGUAUAUAAAAAUUGCUUUAUAAGGUUCUUUGUUAAUGCAGUUGCUUGUCCUGGAAGCUUAAGAUAAAUGGAAGUAUGUGAUAAUUUUGUAUUCUAUAGUGUAAGCCAUUUAUAAUGUGUGAUGGAAGUGUUUGAUUUCCGGUAAUAGCCCCCUUUUUCUUGUGACUAGACUGUCUUGUGCCCUUAUCACAAUCUUCCUAAUUAGUAUUGAUCUGAAUGGAAGAGUAACCCAGUAAUUAGUAUCAUCAGAUUCAGGUGGAGAUUGUCGAUGCUGGGCUGUGUAUACUUGCAUUAGUACUUUGACAAGCUGUCAUGACUGCUGAAACUUGUAUCAUUUAUCUGUACACCCACCACCUAAUGUGAAUACUUAUAUUCCAUAACAGAAAUAUGGACCCGAUUAUUUAGUUAGCUAUUCA